This is a messenger RNA of Tupaia belangeri chinensis (Chinese tree shrew), 1802 nucleotides long. RefSeq names its product potassium voltage-gated channel modifier subfamily V member 2 (gene KCNV2). Gene Ontology annotation, cellular component: membrane; voltage-gated potassium channel complex. Gene Ontology annotation, molecular function: voltage-gated potassium channel activity. Bases 159 to 1802 code for a protein of 547 amino acids. The transcript has 2 exons. The record is from RefSeq and is a predicted model, not a curated record. Lineage: Eukaryota; Metazoa; Chordata; Mammalia; Scandentia; Tupaiidae. Gene Ontology annotation, biological process: potassium ion transmembrane transport; protein homooligomerization; action potential.
CCGGCAGCUCUGAAACCAAUGCCUUGCCCCUAGACGUGCUGGUUCUGGCCAGUUUGAGACAGUGCAGGGCAAGUGAUCCAUCCUCUUAGCGGCAGUGAGCAGACUUGGGAUCCUACAGCAGCCAGGAAGGAAAAGCAAGAAGUCUACCUCCCGCGGCCAUGCUGAAACAGAGUGAGAGGAGGAGGUCUUGGAGUUACAAGCCCUGGAAUACUUGGGAGGGUGAGAACACACCCCAGGCGGAAGGCAGCCAACGCCGCAAGAGCACCUCCUCCGUGGGGGGCCGUUCUGGCUCCCAGGCCAGCAUCCCACUGUGGAACGAGCUCAGCUAUAACUACUACAUCGAGGAGGAUGAAGAGGAAGAAUGGAAGGAUGAACUUGCUGAGGAGGACCAGCAGCCAGAGAGCACUGCCACCCGGCAGAAUGGUCACAACAACCCUCCAACACCAUCGUCCACGCUGAAUGUGAACGUGGGCGGCCAGAGCUACCGGCUGGACUACUGCGAGCUGGCCUGCUACCCCAAGACGCGCCUGGGUCGCCUGGCCACCACCACCAGUCGCAGCCGCCAGCUGGGCCUGUGCGAUGACUACGAGGCGCAGACGGAUGAAUACUUCUUCGAUCGCGACCCCGCGGUCUUCCACCUCGUCUACAACUUCUACAUGUCCGGGGUGCUGAUGGUGUGCGACGAGCUGUGCCCGCGCAGAUUCCUGGAGGAGCUGGGCUACUGGGGCGUGCGGCUCAAGUACACGCCGCGCUGCUGCCGCAUCUGCUUCGAGGAGCGCCGCGACGAGCUGACCGAGCAGCUCAAGAUCCAGCGCGAGCUGCGCGCGCAGGCGCAGGCUGAGGAGGCCGAGGAGCUCUUCCGCGACAUGCGCUUCUAUGGGCCACUGCGGCGUCGCCUGUGGAACCUCAUGGAGAAGCCCUUCUCCUCGGUGGCUGCCAAGGCCAUCGGGGUGGCUUCCAACCUCUUUGUGCUCAUUUCCGUCGUGGCGCUGGCGCUCAACACCGUGGAGGAGAUGCAGCAUCAGGCAGAGGAGGGCGCGGGAGGUGGAGACCCUCGGUCCAUUCUGGAGCAUGUGGAGAUGCUGUGCAUCGCCUUCUUCACGCUGGAGUACUUGCUGCGCCUUGUGUCUACACCGGACCUACGCCGCUUCGUGCGCAGCGCCCUCAACCUGGUGGACCUGGUGGCCAUCCUGCCACUGUACUUGCAGCUGCUACUCGAGUGCUUCACCGGCGAGGACAUGUUUCACGGAAAGGGCUCACCCCACGAGCACGAUCUGGAGACGGUGGACCGCGUGGGCAAAAUGGGACAGGUGCUGCGUAUCAUGCGUCUCAUGCGCAUCUUCCGUAUCCUCAAGCUGGCGCGCCACUCCACUGGGCUGCGUGCCUUCGGGUUCACACUGCGCCAGUGUUAUCAGCAGGUGGGCUCCCUGCUGCUCUUCAUCGCCAUGGGCAUCCUUACCUUCGCUGCGGCCGUUUACUCUGUGGAACACGAUGUGCCCGGCACCAACUUCAUCAGCAUCCCUCACGCGUGGUGGUGGGCCGCGGUGAGCAUCUCCACUGUGGGCUAUGGAGACAUGUGCCCAGAGACCCACCUGGGAAGACUUUUCGCCUUCCUCUGCAUUGCUUUCGGGGUCAUUCUCAAUGGGAUGCCUAUUUCCAUCCUCUACAACAAGUUCUCUGAUUACUACAGCAAGCUCAAGGCUUAUGAGUAUACGGCCAUCCGUCGGGAGAGGGGAAAUGUGGACUUUAUACAAAGAGCCAAAAAGAAGAUGGCUGAAUGUUUGUCUGGAAGCAACCCAUAG